UCUUGCUGCUGCCAGGUCCAGAGUGUCUCAUGGGUCCCUGUACGGCCUCCCAUUGCUGCUGUCUCCAUCGCCACACUCUGCCAUGUGCCACUUUCAGGUCUCCUCACACUGCUGGUGGGUUCCAUUUUGUCAUAGGGUGCUGGCAGAUUACGGGCCUCCCAUUGCUGCUGCCAGGCCCGUAAUCUGCCAUGGGCCCCGUACCGCCUCCUCAUGCUGCUGCCAGGUCCAGAGUCUGUCAUGGGUCCCUGUACGGCCUCCCAUUGCUGCUGUCUCCAUCGCCACACUCUGCCAUGUGCCACUUUCAGGUCUCCUCACACUGCUGGUGGGUUCCAUUUUGUCA
This is a messenger RNA of Staurois parvus, 340 nucleotides long. NCBI's taxonomy places the organism in Eukaryota, Metazoa, Chordata, Amphibia, Anura, Ranidae. The record is from the annotation of a GenBank genome assembly.